UCGUAGUGUCAGAAAUUCAAUGAGAGUAAUAUUUUCUUAAAUAAAAAGUGCUUUAAGACGGUGAAUGUCAUACUUAUUACAAUAUACCAUUCUUCAUUUGAAUAUUUGUUAAAUUCCAAAUGUAUACAUUUCAAAAACGAUUUGGUGAUAAUUCGUAAUUUUAAACAUAUUUUUGAAAUAUUUGUGAUAUAUUUAUUGUUAUCUAUGAGUGCUUUUAAAAUGCCACUAUUUGGCAAAUCACAAAAAAGUCCAGCGGAGGUGGUGAAAGCAUUAAAAGAAGCUGUUAGUUCGUUAGAACGUGGUGAUAAAAAAGCGGAAAAAGCUCAAGAAGAUGUGAGCAAAAAUUUGGUGUUGAUAAAAAACAUGUUAUAUGGUACUUCAGAUGCUGAACCACAAACAGAUAUAAUUGUGGCACAAUUAGCUCAAGAACUCUAUAACAGUAAUUUGUUAUUGUUGUUGAUACAAAAUUUAAAUCGAAUUGAUUUUGAAGGAAAAAAAGACGUUGCCCAAGUUUUUAACAAUAUUUUACGUCGACAGAUUGGUACCAGAUCACCGACUGUUGAAUAUAUUUGUACUAAACCAGAAAUUUUGUUCACUUUAAUGACCGGAUACGAACAUCAAGAAAUCGCUUUAAAUUGUGGUACAAUGUUACGAGAAUGUGCUCGUUAUGAAGCGCUUGCAAAGAUAAUGCUGUACUCGGAUGAUUUUUUCAAUUUUUUUCGCUAUGUUGAAGUAUCUACAUUUGAUAUUGCUUCUGAUGCAUUUUCUACAUUUAAGGAAUUACUUACACGCCACAAAAUAUUAUGUGCUGAUUUUUUGGAAAUGAAUUAUGACAAAGUGUUCAAUCAUUAUCAACGACUGCUUAAUUCUGAAAAUUAUGUUACUCGCCGUCAAAGUUUAAAAUUAUUGGGAGAAUUGUUGUUAGAUAGGCACAAUUUUACUGUGAUGACAAGGUAUAUAUCGAAUCCAGACAAUUUGAAAUUAAUGAUGAAUAUGUUGAAAGAAAAAUCACGAAAUAUUCAAUUUGAGGCCUUCCACGUUUUUAAGGUGUUUGUUGCAAAUCCAAAUAAGCCGAAACCAAUAUUGGAUAUAUUACUUCGCAACCAAGAUAAAUUGGUUGAUUUUCUAACCAAAUUCCAUACAGAUCGAUCUGAAGAUGAACAAUUUAAUGAUGAAAAGGCUUACCUAAUUAAACAGAUUAAAGAACUGAAACCAACUACAGAGGCCGCACAUUAACAUCAGAUGCCCUUCUGCCCCUACGCCGCCAUUUUGUGUACUAUUAAUAAAUAUUCUCCAGAAAAAAAUUAUUUAAUAUUAAUACGUU
Molecule: messenger RNA, 1324 nt
Organism: Chrysoperla carnea
Lineage: Eukaryota; Metazoa; Arthropoda; Insecta; Neuroptera; Chrysopidae
Gene: Mo25
Product: protein Mo25
Exons: 6
Coding region: 205-1236 (343 amino acids)
Biological process (GO): intracellular signal transduction
Molecular function (GO): protein serine/threonine kinase activator activity
Source: RefSeq, a predicted model, not a curated record